UGUGUAUUUAUGUAAGGUAAUCAUGACAACUUCCCUUUGCAACAUUCACCAUCACGACAGCAAAAUACGACAAUGGCACCAGUAGUAGAUCAACUUCUAGCCCGUGUGGCAUCAACAAGUACUCAACUUCCACCAUUACAAGUAAGAAAGACAUUCGAUAACGAUCUAACGCCAGAAAUUGAUUCUUUUGCAAAACAAAAUUCUCCUGAUCGACCUUGCGUUAGAGCUGCACUUCAUAUCUUAAAUGAUGAUAUAGAUCGUGCUCAUAAAAUUUGUCAAGAUAACGAAGGUGAUCCUUCAACUGACCUUUGUCAUGCAAUCUUACAUAGAAGAGAAGGUGAUUUUUGGAAUUCAAAAUUAUGGUAUAGAUUGAUCAAACAUCCUUUGAUCGAUCAAGUACAUGGUGGAACGACUGGUGCUCAAUCAUUCGUCGAUAAUGUUGAAUUGAUCGUUGCGCCUGGAAAGAGAAGUGGUCCUAAUACACCUUGUGCGGCAGGAAAUUUGGACACACUUAAACGCAAACAAGCAGACGAGCUGGAACAACUUGUUCAAUACGUUCUCAAGGGAUAAAUGAUCAUCUUCUUGCGAACCGUUGUAUAACACAUUAACAAUACAAAAAUAAAUACACGAUAUUCUGCUCUCAAUCAGAGAAGUAGUACAUCUCACUGAGAGAGACUACUGAUUCAUCAUCAUCGUCCAUCUCUUCAUCCUCUGGAGGGCUAA
Meira miltonrushii is the source of this 723-nucleotide messenger RNA. RefSeq lists its product as uncharacterized. The record is from RefSeq and is a predicted model, not a curated record. The transcript has a single exon. NCBI's taxonomy places the organism in Eukaryota, Fungi, Basidiomycota, Exobasidiomycetes, Exobasidiales, Brachybasidiaceae. The coding region runs from base 73 to 570 and encodes 165 amino acids.